Messenger RNA from Sphaerulina musiva SO2202, 1686 nucleotides. Its product is annotated as cytochrome P450. Bases 10 to 1614 code for a protein of 534 amino acids. The transcript has 2 exons. NCBI's taxonomy places the organism in Eukaryota, Fungi, Ascomycota, Dothideomycetes, Mycosphaerellales, Mycosphaerellaceae. The record is from RefSeq and is a predicted model, not a curated record. Gene Ontology annotation, molecular function: oxidoreductase activity, acting on paired donors, with incorporation or reduction of molecular oxygen; iron ion binding; heme binding.
GUCGCAGCAAUGUUGGCCCACUCCCUCUUCUCUCUCAUCGACUGUCUCCUGCUGUCGCCCUCUGCCAUCCUCCUAAUCGUCCUCUCCUGCACUGCUGUCUACGCUGUCCUCACUUGGCAACAACAUGGCAGCAUUCCUGGCCCCUGGCUGGCCAAAUUCACCGACUUGUACCGCCUCAUCGUGGUCUGGCGACGAGACUCUCACGACACCUAUCUCCGGCUGCACAAGCAACACGGCGAUAUCGUUCGGAUUGGCCCGAAUUGCCUCAGCAUCUCCAUGCCAGAUGUCAUUAACACGAUAUAUGGCAUAUCCGUCAAGGCGAGCAAGUCCGACUUUUACUCCGUAUGGCAGAACAUUGUCCACGGGAAGCGAACGGCCUCUCUGGUCUUCACGACCGACGAGCAGCAACAUGCUCUCAUGAAACGACCCGUCGCAAACGCAUAUAGUCUGAGCACGCUGGUUGAGUUUGAGCCACUGAUAGACUCGACGACUGCAGUUUUCCUGGACAGACUCGAUGAACAGUUCGCAGAGACGGGAAAGACAUGCGAUCUUGGCACAUGGCUGCAGUGGUAUGCGUUUGAUGUGAUUGGCGAACUGACGUUGUCGAAACGUCUUGGAUUCAUGGAACGUGGCGAGGAUGUCGAGAACAUUGCCGCUUCCAUCGGAGCGAACUUUGAUCGCUGUUCAGUGCUGGGUCAGAUGCCCUGGCUGGACACGUGGAUAUACAAGAAUCCUCUGUACCAAAAGCUGUUUGUCAAGGGCAAAGUCAACCCAAUCAUUGCUUUCGGCCAACGUCGUCUGCAAGAAAGGCUGGAAGGCAAGGGUGACGAAGGCGCUACACAACACACCAGCCUCAAGGAUUCCGAGUUGAACGAGAAAGUCUUGAAUGGCACGCUGCCCAGCAAACCAGACUUCCUCUCCCGUUUCCUCCGACUCCACGAAGAACAGCCGGAAAUCGUCACGGAUCAAGCACUUCUCGCCUACCUCUUCAUCAACAUCAACGCAGGCUCCGACACGAUCGCCUCCACUGCACGAGCCAUAUUCUACUACCUUCUCAAGCACCCCACGACUCUGACGAAGCUCCAACACGAGCUCGAGGCAGCAAAAGACAACGGAAAACUAACUGCUCCUUUACCAACUUUGUCCGAAGUCCAAGUCCUGCCAUACUUGAACGCAGUAAUCAAAGAAGCCCUCCGUCUCAACCCCGCUCUCGCACUACCACUCGAACGCAUCACUCCCGCCCAAGGUCUCCAAAUCGGCGAAGCCUUCAUCCCACCCGGCACGAUCAUCGGAAUCAACCCCUGGGUUCUCCAUCGCGACACCCGCAUCUUUGGCGCGGAUGCCGAGGAAUGGAAUCCCGAUCGAUGGCUCCGCGACGAUGCGGAGCAGGAGCAGGUCAAGUAUAUGGAUCAUCACAUUUUGGCUUUUGGUGCGGGGAAGAGGACAUGUUUGGGGAGGAAUAUUGCCAUGUUGGAAAUGUCCAAGUUGGUUCCGGCGCUGGUGAUGAGGUAUGAGAUGAAGUUGAAGGAUCCCGAGAGGAAUUGGGAGGUGUGGAAUUCUUGGGCUGUGAGGCAGGAGGGAUUGGAUGUGAUUUUGACGAGGAGGAGGGCGUAGAGGAAGACUGUAGACAUUGGACGUCUCGUUUUAGACUGGCUGGCUGGCUGGCUGGCUAUAUCUAUAUCUCUC